Guillardia theta CCMP2712 is the source of this 1782-nucleotide messenger RNA. RefSeq lists its product as hypothetical. Lineage: Eukaryota; Cryptophyceae; Pyrenomonadales; Geminigeraceae. The record is from RefSeq and is a predicted model, not a curated record. The coding region runs from base 1 to 1782 and encodes 593 amino acids. The transcript is spliced from 9 exons.
AUGGUGAGGGAGAUUCCAGAAAGUGAGGGGAAGACCCGAGAUGAGUAUGAGAAGUCCCUCCAUGAUACAUUGAAUGAAGAGGAAAUAUUCGCUCCUGCUAGACCGUUCGGCAGCGCGUCAGAUUCCAAGAACAAACAAAUUGUGAACAAGGAUACGAAUGCCAAGAUGAACUGGACAAUGUAUUCACGAGAAGAAUUGUUAGCUAUCGGGAAGCAAGAAUCUGUCUGCCGCCGCCCUCCUGACAUUCCCGAGUUGUUUCGCAGGGAUGCUCCAGGAAAUGUUGCAGAGAAAGCAAAGAUGGAGAGGAAUGUCAGGAAAAGAGAUGAGCGGGAGAGAGAACGGGAGAGGAGAGAUCGCGGAGGUCGUGGUAUCCGCAUGCCCAUCAAUCAUGGUGCUGGGCUACUGUCACACCCCGAGCCGAGGGGCAGAGGUGGACUCUCGCAUGAGGAGCGGCACAAGAUGAUGAUGGAAGAGGUUGAGCGGGAGCGAUGCGCCUUGGCCGCUCAAAGAAACCGGGAGAAGGCUGCGAUGGCGACCAACCCGGGGCUAGUGGACGACGCGAUCAUCUCCAUGAGCGGCACUGAAGCGCCCAUGGUGGACCCUCUGAUGAUGCGAGAGGUCCCAGUGAACCAGCAGUUUGCUGAUGACGACGAUGUUUUCGACCUAAAGAACCUCGUCGGGCCUGCGCUCUCGGAUAUUUCCGAUGACGCUGCUCCUUUGGUCGGAACCAACAUCCCCGUUCCCCCCGAAGCAUCUCCGAGUAAGUUUGGGGCUUCAAGGGCAGGCAGAUGGUUUGCUAGUCCAGCAGAGCGGCAGGGGAAUCAGCCCAUGGCACAGGAGAAGGACGGCAAAAUGAACAGCAUACUGGGAGGCGCCUUGCCCUUGACCUUCAACUCGGACCCACUGCUGAGCCCCCAACCUGCUCCUUCCUCACAUACGGCACCCUUCAUGCCGCUCAACUCGGCUUUCAUGGAUCCUGUCACUUCCUCCUUUCAAAGCUUGCCCAAUAUGCCACCGCAGCCUCCGCUCCUUUCAAGCUUUCAGGCUACAGACCUCUCCAUGCUCGAGAGGCAGCAGUUCGAGAGCGCCAACAAGUCCGGAGGCUAUGAACCUCCUCUGCAACCCCCUCCUCCUCAAACCCCGUCCCCUGCGAGGGCAGAGAAACCGUCUGCCCCUCCGAACUUAGCCUCGCCAGGAAUUCCCUUUGCUCGCCCAGGGAACAGCAUUCUUUCAAAACUUCUUGGCGCUAACAACCCUGCUGGCCUCUCUGCCUCUCCGCUUCCCCCUCUUCCUAACGUGCCAUCGACCACACUCUCGGUCGAAGACAUCGAGAAACAGCUUAUGAAUGCCAGCAGCAAGCAGGACGGGGGAGGAGGCGGAAGGGGAGGGGGAGCAGGGGGAGUUCUCCCAAAUGUUCCAAUCUCUCCUGCAACAACUGCUGGCGCUUUCGAUGCGAAAUCUUUCUUCCAGCUCUAUGAGAACCCUGUCAAUCGCCUGGCCCUGGACGAGGGAGGCAACCUCAAAAUCUCCAUCCCCAUCCCCAUCCCCAUCCCCAUCCCCAUCCUCAUCCUCAUCCCAAUCUCCAUCCCCAUCCCCAUCCAAUCAGUCCCUCGCAUCCACCAGGACGAGAGCAGCAGAGUGAAAUGCCGAAUCACUUUGAUGCUUCGAGCUUCUUCAUGCAGUUCGAGCAUUUCGCUCCCAUAUCUCUCAUUCCCUCUACAUCCGAUCCCCGUCUCUUGCGCUGACUCCUUACAGAUGGCGACAGGGAAACCGAAGGCGUGA